AGACCACUCGUAAGACAGACCAAACCCUAACUAAAAGCAUCCACGUUUUUUUUUUUGAUGGUUUGAUCUCAUCAUAUCCAUGGAGAUGGAGAAUCACCGCCCCAGUUUCACCUACAUGGGCCGCAAAUUCAGCGAUUUAAGUCUCAACGAUGACUCCUCUGCUUUCAGCGAUUGUAACAGCGACAGAUCCGGCGAAUUCCCUACUGCUUCCUCCGAGAGCCGUCGUCUCCUCCUCUCUUGCGCCUCUGAGAAUUCCGAUGAUCUCAUCAAUCAUCUCGUUGCGCAUCUUGAUUCCUCCUAUUCGAUCGAUGAGCAGAAGCAAGCUGCUAUGGAGAUCAGGCUCUUAUCCAAGAACAAACCUGAGAAUCGGAUCAAAAUCGCCAAGGCUGGUGCGAUUAAGCCGUUGAUUUCUCUGAUCUCUUCUUCGGAUCUUCAGCUUCAGGAGUAUGGAGUCACUGCAAUCUUGAAUCUCUCUCUUUGCGACGAGAACAAGGAGUUGAUUGCUUCUUCCGGUGCGAUUAAGCCGCUUGUCAGGGCGUUGAAGAUGGGAACACCGACUGCUAAAGAGAACGCCGCUUGUGCUCUGCUCCGGCUAUCGCAGAUCGAGGAGAACAAAGUCGCCAUCGGAAGAUCCGGAGCGAUUCCUCUCUUGGUGAAUCUUUUAGAAACAGGUGGAUUCAGAGCGAAGAAGGACGCGUCGACGGCUCUGUACUCGUUGUGCUCAGCUAAAGAGAACAAAAUCAGAGCCGUGCAAUCUGGAAUUAUGAAACCGCUUGUUGAAUUGAUGGCGGAUUUCGGAUCAAACAUGGUGGAUAAAUCGGCGUUUGUUAUGAGUCUGUUAAUGUCGGUGCCGGAAUCGAAACCGGCGAUUGUGGAGGAAGGAGGAGUUCCGGUGCUGGUGGAGAUAGUUGAGGUGGGAACACAGAGACAGAAAGAAAUGGCUGUGUCGAUAUUGCUACAGCUUUGUGAAGAGAGUGUUGUGUAUCGAACAAUGGUGGCUAGAGAAGGAGCGAUACCUCCGCUAGUGGCUCUGUCGCAGGCAGGAACGAGUCGAGCUAAGCAAAAGGCUGAGGCUUUGAUUGAGCUUCUAAGGCAACCAAGAUCCAUUAGUAAUGGUGGUGCGAGAUCAUCGUCCCAACUCUGAUGUGAGCUUUUCUUUUAUCUU
Molecule: messenger RNA, 1165 nt
Organism: Arabidopsis arenosa
Lineage: Eukaryota; Viridiplantae; Streptophyta; Magnoliopsida; Brassicales; Brassicaceae
Source: the annotation of a GenBank genome assembly